AUGAGCAAAUAUGAAGUGUUUUUAGGAGGAUCGUGCAAUCCAACGACAUGGAGAAUAGAUUUAGCUAUUCCAGAAUUAGAAAAUAUGAAUAUUUCAUAUUACAAUCCACAACAAGUUGGAGAGUGGCGACCCGAACUUUUAGAGGUCGAAUAUCAAGCCAAGGAAAAUGCAACGGUUAUGUUUUUCGUUAUCGACAAUCAAACGAGAGGAGUGUCGGCGUUGAUUGAAGUUGCACACUUGGCUGGAAAUCGUAGAAAAUUGAUUUUGGUCAUUCAAUCCUACACGCAGAAAAAUCAAAUUAUAUGCAACGAACAAAUAUCUCAAAAGGAAUACGAAGAUUUAAAAGCUGGACAAAACGUGCUACAGAAUUUAGUAGAAAGUCAAAAUAUUCCAGUUUUCGAUGAUAUUAAAGUAGCAUUGAAAACAACGGAAAAAAUUCUUCGUGAAAAUUUAACCGUACAAGAUCUGCAACUUCAUACAAUUGAGAAAAGGGAAGAAGAAAAACCAACUCCUCAAGAAAUAUUUGAAAAAUUAGAUGUGACCAAUACGGGAAUAAUAUCGGUAAAAGAAGCAUGUUUAGCACUCGGAGUUUUAAAUCGAAAUAAUAUAUCAUUGGAGGAUAUGAAUAAAUUAUCUAAAAAAUUAGGAAAUAAUUUAAAUGGAAAUCAAUCGGAGGAUGUAAAAAUCGAUUAUGAAUCUUUAUUGUUUUUGUUGAAAGAAUACGAAAGGGAAAAAGAAGUUGGUUUAACCGAAUCGGAUUUUUCCGCCGGUGUCAAUCAUCAUUGUUAUUACGAUGUUUAUUUGGGGGGCACAAUCGAAAAUACACAAUGGAGAGAAUCGAUAGCCGUACCGAUGCUAAAUCAGGAAAAUCUCAGUUAUUUUAUUCCGAAAAUAAAAGAAGGAAAAGAACAAUUUACAAACGUCGAAGCAGCAGCUAUGGAUAAUAGUCGUGUUUUAUUAUUCGUCAUAACGGGAACGGCACGAUCGAUAUCCGCCAUGGCUAUUGCUGGACAUUAUAUCGGACGAGGAGCAAACGUCGUUCUUUGCAUUCAGUAUUUACCGGAAGAAGCUAAAAUAGAUGAUGAAACGUUAUCGGGAAGAGCCGUUAAAGAUUACAAUCGUGGAAGGAUGUAUUUAACGGAUAUAGCCAAAAGAAAUGGGAUUUCAGUUUUCGAUGAAAUUCCAGAGGCAGUAGAUUACGUCAUGAAAAAAUGUUUGAAUCGGUAA
Messenger RNA from Pediculus humanus corporis (human body louse), 1227 nucleotides. RefSeq lists its product as uncharacterized. Gene Ontology annotation, cellular component: plasma membrane. The coding region runs from base 1 to 1227 and encodes 408 amino acids. The transcript is spliced from 8 exons. Gene Ontology annotation, molecular function: calcium ion binding. The record is from RefSeq and is a predicted model, not a curated record. NCBI's taxonomy places the organism in Eukaryota, Metazoa, Arthropoda, Insecta, Psocodea, Pediculidae.